Messenger RNA from Seriola dumerili (greater amberjack), 4361 nucleotides. It is a transcript of the gene pag1, whose product is annotated as phosphoprotein membrane anchor with glycosphingolipid microdomains 1. Lineage: Eukaryota; Metazoa; Chordata; Actinopteri; Carangiformes; Carangidae. Gene Ontology annotation, biological process: intracellular signal transduction; negative regulation of T cell activation. The record is from RefSeq and is a predicted model, not a curated record. The transcript has 9 exons. Gene Ontology annotation, cellular component: plasma membrane; membrane raft. The coding region runs from base 99 to 1466 and encodes 455 amino acids.
GCUCUAGUUUCUUGCAUGGCGAGGCCAACCUGACUAAUCAUCCGAGGUGUCAAGCCGGUACCUGUCCGAUGUCUUCUCCUCCCACAGUGUGAUGCGUCAUGGCUCCGGUGCUGAGUGGAGUGUGGUGGGGGCCGGAGGCGGGUGUCGUCGGGUCGGGGGCAGCAGCUGCUACCGGGGUCGCGUCGUGGCUGGGGAGUGAGCAGCUGGUCCUGGUCGUCACCCUCAGCACCCUCACUGCCCUGCUGCUGGUCUCUGUGCUGUUGCUGCUGUGUGCUAGCUGCCAGGGGCAGAAGAAAGCAGCCAAUGGACAUCCAGCUGGAGACCAUGACAACCUGAUGAAUGGAGUGUCAGAGAGAGAGACGAUCAGCCAAUCAGUAGACAGUCCAGCAACUGAUAUGGCUGUCAGCACCUCGCACAAUGGUCCUUUAACCAGCGGUACAAUCCUCACAGACACACAGGACACCAGUCCCCAUCCGUCAGAGGAGCUGCUUUCCAGCCAAUCAGAGCUCAGGUCCUCCAAGUGUCCUCAGGACCGCGAGCUUCCCAGCAUCCCUCCCAACAAUGCCCUUAUCGGGGACGGACCCCCAGCCUCAGGGGACAGCACCUAUGAGGUGGUGAAGGAGAUCGCAGUGGCGUCACGUGACGUCAGCGUUGAAGACUCCCUGUACGAGACGGUCAAGGAGCUCAAAGACCCCCCCGCGCAGCUUGGCCUCCCUAACGGUACCAUCCAGCUGAGCCCCGACGAACCACCCCAUCAUCCCCCUGCCCUCCUCAACGGCCACCUCAGCCCCUGCACACCUGAGCGAGGGCCCCUGUGCGCAGGGGUGGAGUACGCCUCUGUUGACCUGAAUAAGAAGAGCCGUCACAGUGCCGACAUGGAGGCCAAAAGGCGCUCUGAUAAUGCCGCCAUGCCUUCUCACAAGCCUCUGGAGGAACCAGAGGAGGACUUACCUCCCCCAGUACCAGAGAAAGUUCUGGAUGAAAACGACAACCAGCCGGUGGUGAUGAAUGGGCUGGCGGGGGCUGGGCUGCACAAUGGAGAGUUACACUCCCCUCUGUCUCCUGCACCAAGGUUCGAAAACCACAUUCUAUCAGACAAUGAGUCAGCCGUGUACUCUACAGUCAACAAAACAAACUGUGACGAUGCUGUGAACGAGGAAGACAAAGAGCACGACUACAGCAGCAUCGCAGAGAUCAAAGGCCUGGUCCCGGCCUCUUCCUCCAGUGACCUCUACGCCACUGUCCGAGAUAUCUACGCCCAGCCAGACGAGCCCCAGAUGGAGGAAGACCCAAACUUGGACAGCACAGAUCCCGGCUACGAAACCAUCCGCAUCCCAAAGACUAGUAGCUCGGGUGAAGACCACAGGGCUGGGCUGGGAGCAGAGGGGUCAGACACUGCCAAAGCAGAGCCUGACUAUGAGAGCGUCGGAGAGCUGGGUCUGAGCCGGGAAACAUCCCGCCUCUGAGUUUUUCUCCCGUCAUCAUCUUCAUUUGUGGCGGUCUUGGUAGAAGCUUCCUAUCUGAGUUCCUGCAGUGCUUUGAACCUGCUACCAAGCAUGCUUUUGGUGCAUGACUUGGGGAAAACAGCAGAAAACGGCUCACCACACCGCAUCCAUCAUCAAUGCAUGAGUGUCCUUUUUACAGCUUGGGUACGUUUCAUCAUAUCUGAACUUUUAAUUUAUCACCCAGGGUCAAUGUCAUCGGUACUGUUAGUCCUACAAGUAAAUGAACUGUAGUACCUCAGUCACUUGGCAUUAAUCAUGUGGAAGAUUGCACUUUGGAUCAUCAUUAAAUUCCUCUUUUUCAUCUCUGCUGACAAUGCAUAUCAUGAACACUUGAUUGUGAAAACAGUAUAGAAUAAAUAUCGAAUAUUUUAUCACAAACAUACGCAGCAUUUCAAGGGUUAGCUGAGGACACAAUCUGUGCCUGUGAUACAAAAAAAAUACCAAGAAUUCAGUGCCAUAUACUCAUGAAAUCCAUGCACUUACUGUACAUACUAUGAAGGUUAGAUUAUUUGUAUGCCCCAUCUGCAGCUGCUAGUGAGUUUCUAGCUUCUUCCAGGUAACUCAGUGUCAUGUUUUAUUGAGAUGUCAUGGUGUAGAUCUAGGCUGUUCCUUGUCAGGUUGGCAACGCCUCCACUGUGCGUUCUCUGUUUGAAAUUCCUGUGAAUGGGAUCUUGGCAUAGAAAGCAAAAGCCAGUCUUAUCUGUGACCAAAUAGUUAGUCAAGACAAACAUUGCAUUUGAUAGAUGAUAGAUGGCAUCGAAUAUAAAUGAUGACUCUUGGCCUGCUGCAUACAUGUCCUUAUGUUGAGACUGAUCACUGCAAAGGUGUGGGUUCAACGUGUUACAGGUCAGGAGAUAUGAAAGCAGUCAUCUUUGGAACCAAAAUGGAAAUAAGAGCUUAGAGAAACUGGUCAAGCUUGCAGUUUCACACAGUUUAAUGGAUUUUUUUUUUUUUUUUUUGACGUUUUACAGUCCAUGUCAACAUUUUUUUGUGAAAUUCAUAUUUAUUUGAAGAUGCAUAUUGUUGUGUAAUUGUGAAAUGUUACAAAGUAUGUCUGUGAGAGAAAAGUAAAAUAGGGUUUUAUAGAAGUUUCUAGCAUUUUUAUCAAAAAUGAAAGUGAGUUGUGAGAUAAUGACAGUUGUAAAGGUACGCUUUCCCCUGACUUUUUUUUUUGAGAAUUCAUUGUUUAAAAAAAAUACAUAUGACAAGACCAUAUUUUCUUUUUUUUUGUUAUUUUACAAAGGGGUCAAAACCAAUUCAAAAGACUUGUAAUGUGAUAAAGUGACACACAAACUUGUAUUAUGAAUGCAAAUGUUAUAGAUCAAAUGUAUUUUUUUGGUUGUCAUGCUUUUUGAGCCUACUCUUGGUACAGUAUACAGUCUUCAGUUGGCAUUCUGGAUUAUUUUAAAGCACAAUAUAAUGGUACUGCAUUUAUAUACAGCUUAUCAAAAGCAUCAUUACAAAUCAGUUACAAAUCUCUGCACAAUUUGAAUAUCUAAUGCUUUUUGACUUACUAGUAGCACUCUGAAGAAAAACAUAUCUGUCUGUUUGUAGCUUGUACUGACGACAUGCCAACCAAGGCUUGUAUAUAGUUAGAGCACUAUUUUAAACUGUUAUUCGCUGGAAGUUUUAUGUAAGCAUUUACUUAUUUGUACAAUGGUCAGAGUGAUAUUAUUUUAGGAUAAGUCUGUUAAGAGCACUGAUUAUACUGUAUGUCUGCCUUGUUUUAAGGAAAACUGAAACCCUGUUGUCCAAUGGCUUUUGCCUUGUAAUGUAAAAUUGUCAAAAUGCUUUUGAGUUCUGAGAAGUAGUAACCAAUCACAUGUCAGAAAUAUGGUACAAUGUUUUGGUACGUGCAUUUUAAGAAACAGUAAUUGUGGUACUUUUAUUUAAAAAAACAAACAAAACAUAAUUAUUCUCUAAAUACUGUUGUUUGAUGUUUAUUUUCAAAUUAACAGGGCCAAUGUUUUCUCGCUGUAAAUAUAUCUUUCACUGCUACAGUAUCUCCCCGCUUUUGCAGAACAAUUGGUGUCAUCUGCUUCCACCCACAUCAACAUAUUCCAGCAUUAGAGUAUCUCCAGCCUUAGUUCAUGUUUCAUUAGACAUGCAGGAGCUUGUUGGUGGUUCAGACAAACAGAGGCAGCCCUUGCUGGCUGGUAUUAGAUUCAUAAAUGAUAUCAGUCAUUUGAAAUGCUGUUAUAUCUCUCGGCAACGCUACUGUGAAAGAGGUUUUUAAAUGCAAUCCGCUCCUAGUAUUUUUUGAAUGAAGAUGUGGAAGUGAAGCCCUCAAAAAAAUUAUGUUAAUUUCUGCAAAGAGGUAAUUAUCAGUGUUAUUUACACUCCCACAUGACCCUUUGAGUACAUUGUUCCUACCGAGAGACAUGGUUGUGUAUCAGGGUGGUGCCAUCAUUUAGAUAAAAUGGUGUUCACAGAACGCUAUAAAUGUCCUCUAAGGAAAUGAUCUGCCAAAAGGGGAUGCUUUAGUGCCAAAUCUAAUCAGGGCAACACACACACAUUGUUAAUAGAUACUUACCUAAAAUCACAUUCUCUCUUGCUGUCUUGGUCAUAUAAACAUGCCCAUUUCCCUUCAGGGAAUAGGGGUGUUGCGGGGGUUCAGAGAUGCUCCUUCACUGCCUCUCCUUCAGCUCCACUACUCCUAUAAUGAGACCAUUUGCCCCCCCCGCCCCCCCUACAAACCAGCAGACAACUCUAUGGUGACACCCGCUUUUGAUCACAGGGCAAAGCCUGUUUUGGCAGUUAUGGCCACAUCUGUUACUCCACUCUGUCCGGUUUCCAUUCUCUGCAUGUAAAUAUUUUAUGACAUGAAUUGUUCUAUUAAAAAAUAUAUAUAAUAAA